AUGACUGAAAUAAUAGACAGCAAUGCUGUGUUUGAACGUUAUUAUAUAUUCUGGAAGAUACUCGGUUUCUCAACUAAAUAUAACAAGUAUCUAAUGUUUAUCUAUCAAAUAAUUGUAACAGGUUCUAUAACAUUUGGCUUUCCCUUACAUCUUAAUAUUGGACUGGUGCUGACUAAAUCACAGGAAGAACUUUUUAAUAACUUAGUUAUAAAUGUAGCCUCGACGGCUUGCAGUAUUAAGUUCUUUUUCCUUCUUAGAGAUUUGAAAAAUAUGCACAAGGUGAAUCAUUUGCUAUCCAAACUGGAUGUUCGUGUUGUGGCGGAGGAUGAACGUGCCUAUUUUCAUCAGAAAGUCAAUGGACAUGCAAAUAAAAUGGUGACCAUGUUUAGUACAGCUUAUUUUUCUGUUGGUUUUCUAUCGAUUGCAUCGCUUUUUCUGGAUAAAAAUCGGCGUUUAGUGUACCCAGCCUGGUUUCCAUUCGAUUGGAAAUCCACAACACAGACAUAUGUUGGUGCAGUAUUGUUCCAAUUUUUUGGCUUAUAUGUUCAAAUCGUGCAAAAUUUUGUUAAUGACGUUUAUGGACCUAUAGCGUUUUGUAUGUUUGCGGGUCAUGUACAUUUACUAGGUAUGCGAGUUUCCAAAAUUGGACACAAUGAAAAUACGAACGCGUUAGUUCAUCUCAGCGAUUUGCAUGAUUGUGUUGAGGAUUAUAAUUAUCUUAUGAGUAUAUAUACUACGUUGCAGAAAGUGGUGUCCAAACCCUUGUUCGUACAAUUCUUUGCUGGCGCAGUCAAUAUUUGCGUAGCUGUGGUUUAUUUAAUUUUUUACGCUAACAGCAUUAUAACCUACGUUUACUAUACUAUGCAUUUGUUUUCAAUAUGUGUGGAACUCUUCCCGGUUUGUUACUAUGGCAGUCUUAUGGAACAGGAAUUUCGGGAUCUGCCCUAUGCCAUAUUUUCAUGCAAAUGGUUUACUCAGCCACAAAAGUUUCGACGAAGUGUCAUCAUUUUUACCCAACUAUCUCUCAGGAACGUUACCGCUCUGGCUGGUGGCAUGGUUAGAAUUCAUCUAGAUUCGUUUUUUGUUACAUGUAAAAUGGCAUACUCUUUCUUCACGGCUAUUAUGAGCAUGAAGUAA
Molecule: messenger RNA, 1137 nt
Organism: Teleopsis dalmanni
Lineage: Eukaryota; Metazoa; Arthropoda; Insecta; Diptera; Diopsidae
Product: odorant receptor 33b-like
Exons: 2
Coding region: 1-1137 (378 amino acids)
Biological process (GO): detection of chemical stimulus involved in sensory perception of smell; sensory perception of smell
Cellular component (GO): plasma membrane
Molecular function (GO): olfactory receptor activity; odorant binding
Source: RefSeq, a predicted model, not a curated record